AUGCACUUCUCCGCCCCCGUUGCUCUCCUCGCUCUCGCCGCCGGCGUCCAGGCCGGUGUUGGCAAGCAGCACGAGCCCCCCGUUCACGCCAAGGAGGCCGUCACCCACGGUGCCACCGGUGCUCAUACUGGCACCCACCCCGCUGUGACCGGCUCCUCCAGCCACGGUGCUAAGAACAGCACCGUCGUUGCCACCUCCACCGUUCCCUGCCACAACGGCAAGUGCCAAGGCUCCUCCACCAGCCCCGUCCACGCUGCCACCAGCUCUGCCGGCGCCGGCGGCGCCGGCGGCGGUGGUGCUGGCGGCGGUGUUAUUGGCGGCGGCGGAGGCCCCGGCGCUGGCGCUGGCGCUGGCGCUGGCGCUGGCGCUGGCUCCGCCUCCGGAAGCGCUGCCUCCCCCAGCGCCAGCGGCUUCGUCCCCUCCAACCCCGGUGCCAAGGUCUCCGUCCCUAUGGCCGGUGCUGCCCUGGGCUCCGUUGCCUACGGUCUGGCUCUCCUCGCCUAA
Molecule: messenger RNA, 504 nt
Organism: Penicillium argentinense
Lineage: Eukaryota; Fungi; Ascomycota; Eurotiomycetes; Eurotiales; Aspergillaceae
Exons: 1
Coding region: 1-504 (167 amino acids)
Source: RefSeq, a predicted model, not a curated record